AUGGCUCAAUACCGCGACAGCAUAGUCGCCUGCACCGUCAUCCUCCUCAUCGCCAACACCGUUGCGGUGGCGGCCCGCGUGUACUCGCGGCUGCGCAUAACAGAAUCGUUUGGCGCCGACGAUGCGAUGCUGUGUUUGACUUAUGUGGGCUACAUCCUGCUGUGCGGCAUGAGCUUCACGGCCUUGCACUACGGCUAUGCAGCCGAGGACGACACACCGUACUCGACCCUGCAGCCAUACUAUAAUCCCGAAAAGGCAAAGCAGUUCUACUUUGCCAACCAACUAGUCAUCUACAUCGAUUCCGGUCUUAUUAAGCUCGCCGUGGCGCUUGUACUCAUGCGCAUCGCCACCACAAAGGCUAUGCGAUGGCUUCUCAUCGGAUCCAUGGGCGUCGUCGUUGUUUGGACCACCGUCAUGACCAUCUACUCGUCCUACCUCUGUGCCAAGGCCGGCACCAGCAAUUACGCCGGGUCCAGAACGUGCAAUAUUGUUGGGUAUUUUCGUACAACUACCAAUAUCCUGAUUGACUAUUUUUAUGCCCUGCUACCGAUCUAUAUCCUUUGGAAUGUCAAGAUGCGGUUGCUCUUGAAGUUGAGCGUUGUGUUUCUGCUAGGACUGGGCAUUUUUGCCAGCGCCUCCACCAUUGUCAAGCUCAUCAUCAUUAUCCGCCUCAACCACGCCCGUGGCGAUGAAGCCGAACACCUGCAUUACCAGCUCCUCCUCUGGGCCGACGCCGAGACGGGGCUGGCCAUCCUGGCCGCCUCGCUGGCCGCCGUGCGCCCGCUGCUGGCCAAGCUUCGCAUCCCCGGCCUGACCAAACACAGCACGAACCGGUCGUCGUUGGCCCGCAAACCUCAAGUCAACGACAGCGAUGCGAUGGGGCCAUACAGGGAGAUUCACGAUGGGAACCCAUUAGUGCAGAGCGGAACGAAUGCGAGCAAGAGCCAUGUCCAUCACCACGAGGUGACUGACAUUGAGAGUCUUGAGAUGCGGCCGUUGGAGUCGGGGACCCUUGGGGUCGGGCAGCAUGGGAGUAGGGGCGAACCAUGA
Molecule: messenger RNA, 1050 nt
Organism: Metarhizium brunneum ARSEF 3297
Lineage: Eukaryota; Fungi; Ascomycota; Sordariomycetes; Hypocreales; Clavicipitaceae
Source: RefSeq, a predicted model, not a curated record